AUGACAAACACCAAAGGUUAUCGUCGAGGCACAAGAUACUUAUUCUCUCGAAAAUUCAGGCAUCAUGGACCUCUGCCAUCUUCGGUUCAUAUGCGAGUGUAUCGACGUGGUGAUAUCGUUGAUAUAAAGGGUGAUGGUGGUGUCCAGAAGGGUAUGCCCCACAAGUCAUAUCAUGGUCGAACUGGUCGCGUCUAUAACGUCACUCCACAUGCUGUUGGAAUAAUCGUCAAUAAACGUGUCGGUAAUCGUAUAAUUCCUAAACGAAUAAAUGUAAGGAUUGAACAUGUGAAGCCCAGUAAGUGCAGAGAAGAUUUCCUCCGUCGUGUGAAAGAGAAUGACGUAAAAAGACGGGAAGCAAAAGAAAGAAAUGUGUUUGUCCAGUUGAAGCGACAGCCUGCCCAGCCAAGGAUAGCUCACUUCGUAAAGACCAAAAAUAAUCCAGUUGUCACUGUCCAUCCGCUACCGUAUGAACUCAUUGCUUAA
Schistosoma intercalatum is the source of this 483-nucleotide messenger RNA. The record is from the annotation of a GenBank genome assembly. NCBI's taxonomy places the organism in Eukaryota, Metazoa, Platyhelminthes, Trematoda, Strigeidida, Schistosomatidae.